GGGGGGGAGGACGGGGACGAGGAGGGGGGAGACGGGGAGGACGGAUCCCCCCCCUCCGUCACGGUGCAGCUGCAGCAGGUGCAGCAAAGGAUAGAGGUGAUGGGUCUCCACCUCCCUGAAGCUCCGCCUCCAGACACCAAUGAAGAAGAAGAAGACGCGGUGGCGGCGGCGAGGAGCCGAGCCUCCAUCCCCAUGGACCCAGACCACGUGGAGCUGGUGAAGAGGACGAUGGCGGCCGUGGCGUUGCCGUCUCUGGGCGUGCCGCCGUGGGCGCAGGAGAUCUCCGACGACCAGUGGAAGGACAUGGUGCAGAACACGCUGGAGAGCCGGCUGCACCACCGGACCCUGAACGCACCGCCCCGCCCCACUGGACCCUGAACGCACCGCCAUACUGGGGCAACAACACCGCACCCUGAACGCACCGCAACACCUCCGGACUGGGAACUCACCGCCAUACCCUGAACGCAUCGC
Messenger RNA from Etheostoma cragini (Arkansas darter), 471 nucleotides. It is a transcript of the gene mea1, whose product is annotated as male-enhanced antigen 1. The coding region runs from base 100 to 378 and encodes 92 amino acids. Lineage: Eukaryota; Metazoa; Chordata; Actinopteri; Perciformes; Percidae. The transcript has 3 exons. Gene Ontology annotation, biological process: spermatogenesis. The record is from RefSeq and is a predicted model, not a curated record.